This is a messenger RNA of Aspergillus homomorphus CBS 101889, 1929 nucleotides long. Its product is annotated as cytochrome P450. Gene Ontology annotation, molecular function: heme binding; oxidoreductase activity, acting on paired donors, with incorporation or reduction of molecular oxygen; iron ion binding. The transcript has 5 exons. The record is from RefSeq and is a predicted model, not a curated record. The coding region runs from base 48 to 1610 and encodes 520 amino acids. Lineage: Eukaryota; Fungi; Ascomycota; Eurotiomycetes; Eurotiales; Aspergillaceae.
CCGUUGCCUCCUUUUCGGACCAUCUACAUCGAUUGUAAAUUGACAACAUGGAUUUGAUCAUCGCAAGGGCCCUUUUGCUUAACUACCUGCAAUAUCCGGUUUUGUUUGGGCUUCUCUACGUCGUGACGCUCGUCGUCUACCGCCUGACUCUGAGCCCGCUGGCUCGCUUCCCUGGGCCUCGUCUGGCAGCAGCUACAGGCUUGUACGAGGCAUACUACCAAGUUGUUAAGGACGGCAUCUUCACCUGGAAGAUCAACAGUCUCCAUGGCCAGUACGGCCCGAUAGUGCGAAUCAAGCCCAACGAGCUCCACAUCCGAGACCCCGACUAUUACGACACGCUGUACUCCGGCCCAGGCACGCACCGCAACAAAGAUGCCGGGUUCAGCUUCAUCGCGUUCCCCAAGUCACUCUUCUCGACCGAGGAGCACGAGCUCCACCGAGACCGAAGACGGGUCUUGGGGCAAUUCUUGAAGAAGAACGCCAUUCAACAGAUCGAGCCGGCGAUACACGCUAACAUCGAGCUCUUGGGACGACACUUCUCGUCCCUGGUGGGCAGCACGAAGUCCCUGGAGCUUCACACGGCGUUCGAGUGCUUCACCGCGGACACCCUCUCGCAAUACUGCUUCGGGAAACAGGAAGGCUUCCAUUACCUCGAGCAGCCGGAGCUAUCGACAACCUGGAAAUUGCGCAUCAACUGGAUGUUCGAGUUCUGUCGAAUGAACCGACAAUUCCCAUUCUUGGUCUUCUUCGCACGCGUUUUGCCGUGGCUGGCGACGAAGGUCUGUCCUCCCUAUGGAUACAUCCUGGGCUUGGAGCAGGACAUCAAAGGCCUCGUCCGCCAGGCGAUCGACCGCCACCAAACCUCCUCCAAGACCAACCGGGGCAGCUCCCUCCCUGGCGCCUCAACAGCCAUCUACCCAACCAUCCUAGCAGACCCGACCGUACCACGCAGCGAGAAAGAGCUGUCGCGUCUCGAAGAUGACGCCAUCUUCCUAAUGAUGGCCGGCACCGACGCCCCGUCCCAAGCCCUAGCGAUCACCAUGUUUCAUAUCCUCAACAACCCGGACGCGCACCAGAAGCUCAAAGCCGAGCUAUUCGCCAGCAUGCCAGAGGCGAGCUCAAUAGCUCCGCUGGAGACUCUAGAACAACUUCCAUUCUUAAGCGCAACAAUAAAAGAAGGCCUCCGCCUCUCCUCAAUCGUAACCACCCGUCUCCCACGCAUCGCACCCCACGAAACCCUUCAGUACAAACAAUGGUCCAUCCCCGCCGGCACCCCAGUAAGCAUGUCCACCUACUUCAUCCUCCGCGACAGCACCAUCUUCCCGGACCCCACGCGCUUCCUCCCGGAGCGCUGGCUCCUCGACCCCGAGACCCUUCAGCGCCAGCAGCGAUACCUCGUACCAGCGUCGAAGGGCACGCUAGGUUGUCUGGGGCAGAAUCUAAACUCGGCCCUCAUGUACCUGGUCCUCGGCACGCUUUUCCGGCGGUAUGACCUUGCGCUUUUCGAGACGACGGAGGAGAAUGUGCGGAUGGUGAAGGAUAAUUUUAUUGGGCAGACGGGGUUGGGGUUGAAUAAUGUGCGGGUGAGGGUUUUGAGCCGGUUUCUUUGAAUCUUUUGGAGGAGGCGGAUGGGUGGCUGUGAAUAUAUCCAUAAGGUGGGUAGGUAGGGUUGGUUUCUGGUUUGCUUGUGAUGGAAGAUGGGGAUAUGUUUCUGAGUUUACCCAUCGCUAUCAUAUGAGGGUAUCUAUUCAGUGGAUGGUCUUUGUCUGAAAGGGAAUUGUGUAGGUGAUUCUUAGCAGUGAGGGAGAGAGGGGAUUUUCGUGGUGGGAAUGGGAUACCGUAACAAGUUGAAUGUCUAAAACAUAUGUAGGCGUUGAAGAGCGCGCAGUUAACUGUCACCACUUCCUUGAUUUUAGCGUCCUCUCAAAU